GACCUAAUGCCUCAACAAUAUCUCUCUUUUCCCCUCCCUCAUUAGUAAGAAAACUUUCAGUUUGUUACUACUUAGCUUCAGGUUCAGCUAGUAGCUACCUACUCCAUAAAAAGCCAUUCCUUGUGAUUUGUAUCCCAUCAUAACAUAACACCAUGAAAAGAAUGGACUUGUUCUGUUCUUCCCCUGCUUCUACAGCAGUAACUUCUAGUUUUGUGUUACACCGAAGCAGAAGCACCAAAACCUACGACCAUGAUCGAAGGAAAACCCAGCUUCAUGUUCCUUGUUCAUCUCAAUUGCCCAUUAAUCCCAAACCUUACUUCGAGAAGCACAGAAAGAGUACUUCAUCAGAUAAUAAGCAACACAACAGUGAAACACGUAGAAAAAGCUCUGUUGAAGUCAAUGACCUAUAUACUCAAUAUCCCAUUACUACUGAUUCUUCUUCCAGGAGGCAUCUACUUGGUGAUGUUCCACUCAUUGAUUGGGUUUCUGAGUCUAAGAAAAUCACAACAAUGGCUUCUUCUCCGCAUGGUGCUAAAGCCAAGCCUAUGGUUUUGACCAGGAACGAUUCUUCUUCAGCUCAUUCCAAGGACCAGGUAGUGGUUUUGAGGGUAUCAUUGCACUGCAAGGCCUGUGUAGGAAAAGUUAGAAAGCAUAUUUCAAAAAUGGAAGGAGUGACAUCAUUCAACAUAGACAUGGUGACAAAGAAAGUGACGAUCAUUGGAGAUGUGAGCCCACUUGAUGUGGUGGCGAGUGUGUCCAAGGUGAAGAAAGCACAGCUAUGGCAAUCACCAACAUCGUCAGUGCUAUCAUCAUCUUCUACGCCAAUAUCUCUGUGGUCCACAUAAUCACUUAUUAGUUGAACAUUGAGAAUUUUUCUUUGACCUCUUCCUUUUUUUCCCUCUAGUUUGUUGUUGUUUGAUGCACCUACUUGGAUGUGCAUAUUUGUAUGAUUAGAUAGUUUGAUGCUUUGUCAAGCUUAAUGUGUACGAGUUGUGUAAAUGAAUAACCCUUCUAGCUACUCUUUUAGUUGUUUACUGAUCACUGCUUGUUGGAGCUA
Molecule: messenger RNA, 1057 nt
Organism: Lotus japonicus
Lineage: Eukaryota; Viridiplantae; Streptophyta; Magnoliopsida; Fabales; Fabaceae
Product: protein SODIUM POTASSIUM ROOT DEFECTIVE 2-like
Exons: 3
Coding region: 153-845 (230 amino acids)
Molecular function (GO): metal ion binding
Source: RefSeq, a predicted model, not a curated record